UGACCAUCCUGCAGGCGUGUCAGACGGCAUGGGGCAAGACGUUCACGGGAUGGACGGCAGGAGCGAACUGUGCGACGGCGGAGAAGAUCACGUGCGACGCCGCAGGAUACGUGACCUCCAUGAACAUGACAGGAUCGGGGCUCAAAGGCAGCCUCCCGGACAGCCUAUUCAUGCUCGACAAGUUGACCAUGCUUGACUUCACGUACAAUUUUCUGACGGGCGGGAUUCCCAUCACCGUCGGAAUCGCCAACAAGCUUCAGUGGAUGAGUCUGGCACGCAACAACUUCAACGGCAUGGUCCCGCUACUCAACACCCUUGCACAACUCUCCUACCUGGAUCUCAGCACCAACGGGUUCAUAGGCGAGCUCACCAGCCUGCCCACUUCGCUCGCCUACUUGAACGUGCAGUACAACCAGUUCACAGGGCCCGUCCCUGCGGGCCUCGCCACACUCAAAAAGCUCACCUACCUCAACAUGAAGUCCAACCAGUUCUCCGGUGUGCUCCCGCCGGCCCUGGGCAAUCUCGCCACUCUGCAGACCCUCAACUUGGGUACCAACACUCUCACAGGCGCCCUUCCCGCAAGCGUCUCUGGCCUCGCCAAGCUCUCCAUGCUUGACCUGGGUUACAACAAACUCAGCGGCCCUCUUCCCGCCACUCUUGGCGCCCUGCCUGCCCUCGAGUCCCUCACGCUCAACAACAACGCCUUCUCAGGCCCCAUUCCUCCCACGCUCUUCUCCCUCACCAAAGCUACCAGCCUGCUCAUCAAGGCCAAUAAGCUUACAGGCAGCAUCCCUUCCACUGUUGGCGCCCUCGCUUCACUUGUCUACUUGGAUCUGAGUGAGAACUCGCUCACGGGCACCGUGCCAGCGAUCAUGGGCAAGCUAGCCAAGCUCCAGCAGUUCACUGUGAACUCCACGGGGCCAUCCAAGGUGCUGUGUGCGGCAGCGGGAGUGUGUGCGGUCAACCAGGUUGCCACCUCUGCCUUCUGCCAGACGUGCGCCACCUUCUGCCAAGUCUGCACGCCCCCUGGAACGAACACUAAGUCCGCCGCGGCUCCUGCUCCUGCUACUGCGCCUCCCCCCGCUACUGCGCCUCCCCCUGCCACUGCGCCCCCUCCUGCCACUGCCCCCCCCCCCUGCCACGUCGCCUUCCCCUGCCAUGCCCCUGCCGUCUCCCCUGCCAUGCCCCCUGUCGUCUCCCCUGCCAUGCCCCCUGUUGUAUCCCCUGCCAUGCCCCCCCCUGUUGUAUCUCCUGCCAUGCCCCCUGUCUUAUCUCCUGCACCAUCUCCUGCAGCUCCAGUCAUUCCUCCUGCUGCUUCUCCUGCCCCCGCUCCUGCCCCCGUUUCUGCCGCACCUACGCCUGCACCCGCCUCACCGCCUGUAAUCGCUCCUGUUCCUGCUCCAACCGUCGCUCCCCCAGUCGCAUCUCCCCCCGCGCCUGCUCCUCCCCCCAACACAGCUUCUCCUCCACCUGCUCCUGUCACAGCUUCCCCUCCCCCCCUCAGUGCCUCUCCUCCUCCCAAGGUUGACCCUCCUUCUGCACCUGGCGCACCUGCCGCCACGGUGCCUUCUCCUCCUCCGCCUCCCAACGCUGGAGCUAUUUAUGGUGUUGGCGUUGGCACGCUGCUGGCCUCCCUGGUGUCAGCAAUGGCGCUGAACAUGCUGCUUUGCCCCGUGUUCCUGCAAGGGGUGAAUUUGAAUCUCCCUCUGCUGCCUGCUUCCCUCCAUCCAUCCAGCUUUUCGGCGGUGCUGCUGCAGUGCAUGAAGGAGUGGAAGGCGGACUUCUUCGGGUGGUCGUACAGCUCGCAGUGUUUCCAGGCGGAGCUCGUCACGUGUGACGAAGACGGCAUGGUUACCAGCAUGAGCCUGGUGGACAUGAGGCUGGCCGGCAGUAUCCCCUCCUCUAUUGGCCUGCUCACUCGCAUGACGUACUUUUUUGGCUUGCUGGCUUACCUGCUGCCUCCCUUGCUGGCUGCCUUGCUGACUUGCUUCCUGGCUGGCUCUGUGCGUGGCAGCAACCUGGCGAAGAACGAGCUGAACGGGUCCAUUCCUGAGUUCAUCGGCUCCCUCACCCGCACCACCUUCCUCCAACGCUAUCCCAACUCAUCCUCCCCUUCUCUCUCCCCCCAUCCUGCCCUCUCCCUGGCUCUCGUCUCUCCCCACCACCUCACACCAUCUCGGAGCAGCAACCUGGCGGGCAACAAAUUCUCCGAGUCUGUGCCGUCCAGUAUGGGCAACCUUCUCUCCCUGCACUACCUUCAUGGCAUCGCGUGCUUCAUCCUCUCCGGCCGCGCCCUAACAAGCAGCGUCACCACAAGCAACCAUCCGCGCCUUUCUCUCCAUCCAGUCGCUUACGUGCCAUCACCCCCUGCUUCUCCUCUCCUCCACCCUAUUGCAGGGAUAUCAGUAACAACUCUCUUACAGGCAGAACUCCUCUUCCGCCUUCUGCUCCAUCUGCACUCGCUUCUGCAAGACCUGCGCAGGCAAGCACCCCCUUCUCUCUCCGCCCCCUUCCUUCCCCCUUCCUCCCCCUCCCCCCUCUCCCCUCCCCCUCCUUUCUCUUGCUAUCUCUUUCAAACAGGCCAGAUGUUCGCUGCCUCAGCCCCCGAGUCUCAGCCCGCUCCGCAACCUCCUCUGCCUUCCCCUCCCUCCCUCCCUUCCAUUGCACCUGCCUCCGCCUCUCUCCCAUCCCCCGCACCCGCAUCACAGCCUGCUCCUGCAUAUUUCGCCCCACCCUCCCUUUCCUCCAUUCCCCUUGCACCACCCUCCUCCCCUCCUGUACCUGCACCUGCCUCGAAUGUCACCAACGCCACGAGUACUCAAGAAAACACAAGUGGUGUCAGCAGCAGCACUGCGAAGGGAGUGUAUGGAUCUCCAGUGGCAAUGGCGGUGGUUGCAGCUGUGGUGACAGCAUUGGCGGUGGCAUGUCUGCUCGUGGGUGUGCGCUGGGCGAUGAAUAGAAGAGAUGGCAGUAGAGCAGGGAAUAAGGAUGCGUGGAACCCUGCAUAA
Closterium sp. NIES-65 is the source of this 3008-nucleotide messenger RNA. Lineage: Eukaryota; Viridiplantae; Streptophyta; Zygnematophyceae; Desmidiales; Closteriaceae. The record is from the annotation of a GenBank genome assembly.